CCUCGCCUCCAGUCUUGCAAAUGUGUACUGGCUCCUCCCCUUCAGUCUUGCACAGGUGUAUCGGCUCCUCCCCUCAGUCUUGCACAGGUGUACCGGCUCUUCCCCUCCAGUCUUGCACAGGUGUACCUGCUCCUCCCCUCCAGUCUUGCACAGGUGUACCUGCUCCUCCCCUCCAGUCUUGCACAGGUGUACCGGCUCCUCCCCUUCAGUCUUGCACAGGUGUACCGGCUCCUCCCCUUCAGUCUUGCACAGGUGUACCGGCUCCUCCCCUUCAGUCUUGCACAGGUGUACCGGCUCCUCCCCUUCAGUCUUGCACAGGUGUACCGGCUCCUCCCCUUCAGUCUUGCACAGGUGUACUGGCUCCUCCCCUUCAGUCUUGCACAGGUGUACCGGCUCCUCCCCUUCAGUCUUGCACAGGUGUACCGGCUCCUCUCCUGGACUGAAUUACUUCCUCUGAUGUCACUGCACACUGGGAGCUUCUCACAAUGUGCAUUAGAAGCAGCAACAACUCAGAUAGAGCUCCGCCCCAUUCCCUGACUGGAGGACAUCCAGCACCAUCUAGCUUUUUCCUCCCCAGCCUGACUGUCCCUGGCCCCACCCCACAUACCCUCAUAUUACCUAUGACAUG
Staurois parvus is the source of this 628-nucleotide messenger RNA. Lineage: Eukaryota; Metazoa; Chordata; Amphibia; Anura; Ranidae. The record is from the annotation of a GenBank genome assembly.